AUGCUGCUCUACAGGGAUGCUGGGGAUAGGGAUGCCAAGGACAUCAAUACAUGGGAAGCAAAAGAGAUAAUAGAAGAAGGGAAGAAAGUUCAGAAUGAAAGCGCCAAGGCUUUAUCGAGGUCACAAAAACUGAUGGAGGAGUCGGAAACAAUAGCCAAAGACACAAACUUGGCUUUGAAAAAUCACACAGAACAAAUGAAAGCGACUAACGCAGAUAUAACUGAAGUGAGUGAAGAUCUACGAAGAGCGAACCAAGUUCUAAGACAAAUAUCUCGAAGAAUAGCCAGCGACAAAAUGAUUCUUUGCCUAAUCCUUAUUCUGAUUGUCGCCAUCCUCGGAAUUGUCAUCGCAAAGGGCAUGGGGAAGCUAUCAGGUUUGCAUUACAGCGCCGAACAGAACGAAGUCGACUGA
This is a messenger RNA of Guillardia theta CCMP2712, 411 nucleotides long. It is a transcript of the gene GOS1A, whose product is annotated as Golgi SNAP receptor complex member 1A. The coding region runs from base 1 to 411 and encodes 136 amino acids. Gene Ontology annotation, molecular function: SNAP receptor activity; SNARE binding. Gene Ontology annotation, cellular component: ER to Golgi transport vesicle membrane; SNARE complex; late endosome membrane. Lineage: Eukaryota; Cryptophyceae; Pyrenomonadales; Geminigeraceae. The record is from RefSeq and is a predicted model, not a curated record. The transcript has 6 exons. Gene Ontology annotation, biological process: vesicle fusion.